AUGGGGAACGGCGACUCGGCUCUGGAGGACAUUGACUCGACUGAAGAUGAUGAAGACUUGACUGUAGAAGACCUUGACUUGGCUAUUGAAGACAAUGAUUCCACUGAAGAUGAUGACUUGGCUGUGGAAUAUGAUGACUUGGCUUUAGAAGACGAUGACUUGGCUGAAGAAAACGAUGACUCAGCUGUAGAUGAUGAUGACGUGGCUGAAGAUGAUUAUUUGGGAGUGGUUGAAGAUGAUGAUGACUUGACUGAAGAAGAUGAUGACCUGACUGAAGAUGAUGAUGAUUUGGGAGCGGGGGACUCGUGCUGGGCAACGCCCCGCCCUGGGCCUUGCUUACCAUACCAGGCGAGGGACUCGUGUAGGGCAGCGCCCCGCCCUGGGCCUUGCUCACCUCACCACGCGGGGUACCCGUGCUGGGCAACGCCCGACUCCAAGAUUUGGUCGCCGUGCCAGGCGGGAGACUCGUGCCGGGGAGCGCCCCUUCCCGAGCCUUAUUCACUGCGCCAGGCGGGGGACUAA
Messenger RNA from Scylla paramamosain (green mud crab), 522 nucleotides. RefSeq names its product zinc finger protein hangover-like. The transcript has 2 exons. The coding region runs from base 1 to 522 and encodes 173 amino acids. NCBI's taxonomy places the organism in Eukaryota, Metazoa, Arthropoda, Malacostraca, Decapoda, Portunidae. The record is from RefSeq and is a predicted model, not a curated record.